Nerophis lumbriciformis (worm pipefish) is the source of this 2257-nucleotide messenger RNA. RefSeq names its product BTB/POZ domain-containing protein 10-like. Lineage: Eukaryota; Metazoa; Chordata; Actinopteri; Syngnathiformes; Syngnathidae. Gene Ontology annotation, biological process: positive regulation of phosphorylation. Gene Ontology annotation, cellular component: cytoplasm. The record is from RefSeq and is a predicted model, not a curated record.
UGAAAGUGUCUUGAUGAUGACUCGCCGCUGCAUCAUUUUUUUUCCUUUUUUUUUUUUUUUCCCCCCAACAUUUUUCUUUUCUGACGCUCUCAAUGUUUGAGCCGACGCGUUGACGGAGUGGAAGGAAGGAUGCGGAUGAAGUUGUCAAGUAAUGAGCGAGGAUGCUGAGGCUUUGUUGGGAGGACGACGAGGCUUUUGCUGCUUUGUCUUCUCCUGGUCCUCCCCGGAGCGCCGUGACAGGCAUUGUGGCGUGUCAGUGUUGGACUGCCACCACCACCACCACCACCACCACCAGCAGCAGCAGCAGCAGCAGCAGCGGUGGAGCGGGAGCAUGAGCCUGUACGGGAAGGAUGACACCAGCGGUCAAGCAGGAGGACGGAGCGAUAAUGGCGAUAAUGGUGACUCGUCCCGUGAGAGAGAAGAGAGUCAGCUGACCCCCUGCAUCAGGAAUGUUACAUCCCCGACCUGGCAGCAUGAUGGAGAAGGUGGUGAUGGAGGCUCAUCCUCCACAUCUCCUCCUGGGGCCUCUCUUCCGUCUUCAAAUGUAGAAGGAGGACACCUAUCCCAAACCCCGAGCCACGCAAGAGGGGACCUCCACCCCAACACCCUUGGUCAAAGACCAUGUGAUACAAUGGUUGUGUAUAAUAAAGAGUUUCAUCACGGAGGAGGAGAGUGCUUGACGCUCGUCGUGGACAAUACAAGAUUUGUGGUGGACUCCGCCAUCUUUACAGCCCAAGCCAACACCAUGCUGGGAAGGAUGUUUAGCUCCGGGUGGGACAACAAUUUCACAAGGCCCAAUGAAAAAGGAGAGUUUGAAGUGGCGGAUGGUAUCAGCUGCUCUCUCCUCAGAGCCAUUCUGGAUUACUACAAAUCAGGGAUAAUCCGCUGCCCUGACGGCGUUUCCAUUCCUGAGCUGAGGGAGGCAUGUGACUACCUGUGUAUCUCCUUCAACUGCAGCACCAUCAAGUGCAGAGACCUCAGUGCCCUGAUGCACGAGCUGUCCAAUGACGGGGCCCGACGUCAGUUUGAGUGCUACCUGGAGGAGAUGCUGCUGCCGCUGAUGGUGGCCAGUGCCCACAGCGGGGAGAGGGAGUGUCACCUGGUGGUGCUGACUGAUGACGAUGUGCUGGACUGGGAUGAAGAGUAUCCUCCGCACAUGGGAGAGGAGUACUCACAAAUCAUUUACAGCACCAAACUCUACCGCUUCUUCAAAUACAUUGAGAACAGAGAUGUGGCCAAGUCUGUGCUGAAAGACCGAGGACUGAAGAAGAUCCGACUGGGCAUAGAAGGCUACCCUACCUACAAAGAGAAGGUGAAGCGGCGUCCAGGAAGUCGCCCGGAGGUGAUCUACAACUACGUCCAGCGUCCUUUCAUUUGCAUGUCCUGGGAGAAAGAGGAGGGGAAAAGUCGCCAUGUGGACUUCCAGUGCGUCAAGUCCAAGUCCACCACCAACCUGGCUGCAGACAUCCCCCAGGACCGGCUGGUGAUUCUCCAACCUUCGGGCCCGCAGCUGGACACACCCCCUUGGGAUGGCUCACACCCGCCGCCCGGCUCAGGCCAGGCGGCGAAGGCCCAGCAGGUUCAUCACACAAUCGCUCCUCGCCGGUCUGAGGAGAUCCAAAGUCCGACACCGAGCAAUCGCACUCAGGCACUUUACCGCCACCAGCCGCACCCCCGACCCCCGCCCCGGUCCGCUUUUGCCACGUCAGCACUUUGAGGGUGGAGAACCUACUGACCUUUGACCUGCAACUAAAACACCACUUUGCCUUUUUGUGCUUCAAACGGAACUCAUUUGCUUUUACUCAGCACACCAAAGUGGUGUGUUCACAACACCACCCAAUGUCUGACCACUAGGUGGCGCUGUUCACCUGACUGGAAGCACACCCUCCAUUUUACACUUACUGGACUUCUUUUUUCAAACAUGUGACCAUGAUGUUGAACAAAUAUUAAAUGCAAGCACAUGCUGACGUCAUGAAGUCAAUCUUUGUUAAAAAAAAUAUGAUCUUAGUUCAUGAAUUUGCACAUUUUCUCCCACCUAGUGGUGGGUGCUGGUAUAACCCUUAAAGUGACAAAGAGAAUGACGAUGGUAUUUGUCUCAACCAGUGAUCUAUAUUAACCAUUCAAGUACAGUAAAGGUUAUUGUUAGCUGAUAUUGAAGCAUCCAUGCAUUCAUAAAACACUGAUGUGUCACUUUUUACUUCAUGAAAACAUCACAUGACCAAUGCAGCUGCUGUUUCUUUGAACUAUAAAGCGCUAA